AGCGAGCCGCGAAGAUACGUUCUCUGUGCAUUAGUUAAUAAUCAUGAGCGACCAAUCAACAAAUACGCGAAGGAUAUAUCUAACGGUCGAGGAAAUUUUGGCAGAAAAGAUUUAUAUCUGCUCGUUCGACAACUGCUAUACGAUGUUGCACAACUUGGCCAAUUUGCAGAUGCAUCUCACACGACAUCACAAAGCACCCGCAUUGAAUCUGCAGUCGUUGAGUAAUGCUGCUGUAUCUGAGCACAAACUUUUCUACUGCCCCAGCGUAAGCUGUCCGUACCAUCAGACUGCCGAAGAAAGUAGCAACGGUGCGCGCCAUUUCAGUUCUCUACGCUCACUGAAGCAACACUACCUGAAGGUGCACGGUGAGCGAAAGCACCGUUGUGAGCCAUGCGGAAAAUCAUUCGCUACCGAGAGCUACCUCCGUCAUCACCGGUUAUCAUGUGGUCAGAAGUUUAAUUGCGCGCAUUGUACAUACUCGUACGGUUCCAGGGAAGCAUUGCUGACACACGCCAAGCGGAAGCAACACGGUUACGAAGAAUUACUUUCGGCAAAGAAGCCAAAUCGUGUAAAACCUGCGAAACCAUCUGCAACUAAUUGUGUGAGCACCGGAACACAAACCUUAUCGGAGCGGUCGGAAAGCAGAACGACACAAACGAUUGAUUUAUCUAGGAUCAUCGUUGAACGACGAGAAGAUGUCCUGGGGCUCCCCGUUGAUGCUGGUACGACUGUACAAACUAACAAUGUUUCUCAGGCGAUCGAAGCCGUAGAACCUCUGAUCCCCGUCGUUUGUACCGAAACGCAAACCGACUUCAUCGAUGUAAUGUUUGCAAACACGGAAAACCGUCAUGAUCCGCUGCUAUCCUAUGCCCACAUGUACACGCAGACAUCCGACGAGCCGGGACUGUUUGCGGAUCUGGGAUUGUCUACGACUGAAACACAAACGAGCUGGAACGAGGAAACGGAAACAUUCGGUGACUAUCUUGUGUCGACGGAAACGCAAACCAAUUUUGACAUCGAUAGCUUCGAUUGUGCCAGUAACAGCAUCGGUGACAAACCGGAUUCUGCUAACAGCAAACACACCCAGGUCCCGGAAACUAUGGCAAACGAUUUUCACCUACUGAGAGGAACUAAUUUUCUGAACGAUAUUGCGGAUUCGAUCGAUGAUCACACAACCGUCCACACGCAAGCAUCAUGAUAUAAGGAGAACCACGAUGAAGAUCGCAACUACAGGAGAUUUGAGUUCUAGUUGUACUAUUGCAUGUUCUUAAAGGAUAAAUUGUGAUGAAAUCUCGUUUUAGCAAAUAGGAACUAAUAGAAUUUGUGGUAAAUACUGAAGUGCAGUAUGUCAUUAUGAACAUUCAAGACUGCAUGAUGAGUACGAAGAGAAUCAAACAUAUGAGCAGCAGCUUGUUAUAAUUAAACGAUAAUUAAUUGGGCUGCCAAAGCUACUCGCACAAAAAUCGUUCGUUCUGUAGCGCAACUUGAAAAAGGAUUGUUGGGUUUUGGAUUAAAUUGGACGAGCUAUGUUAUGCUAUGAUGGAUAUUAAGCUUCAAAAUAAAUCAAUUUCCUUAA
This is a messenger RNA of Anopheles moucheti, 1576 nucleotides long. RefSeq lists its product as uncharacterized. The transcript has a single exon. The record is from RefSeq and is a predicted model, not a curated record. Gene Ontology annotation, biological process: regulation of transcription by RNA polymerase II. Gene Ontology annotation, molecular function: DNA-binding transcription factor activity, RNA polymerase II-specific; transcription cis-regulatory region binding. NCBI's taxonomy places the organism in Eukaryota, Metazoa, Arthropoda, Insecta, Diptera, Culicidae. Gene Ontology annotation, cellular component: nucleus. Bases 44 to 1198 code for a protein of 384 amino acids.